Molecule: messenger RNA, 1244 nt
Organism: Durotheca rogersii
Lineage: Eukaryota; Fungi; Ascomycota; Sordariomycetes; Xylariales; Xylariaceae
Exons: 1
Coding region: 108-917 (269 amino acids)
Source: RefSeq, a predicted model, not a curated record
AGCCAAGACCUCUAGGUCGUAUGCUCCACGCCGCUCAAGUUUUGCGCCACCGGAGGCCUUUACCCACUCCCUCUUCCUCGUGACGAUGCAUCCAGGCAUCUUCCACAAUGAAAACGGGUUGGAAAAGCAAAAAUUGCGCACGCUACGAUCCGCGAAGGAUAAUAGAAAAGGGUCGACUCCGCGCUGUGCAAUGCAGGUCUCCCCCUUUAAAAACCCUCAUUCUUGAGCGAAGGUUCUCCGUACAAGGUAAGUAUGAAGAAGAAGAAGAGGGAAAAAAAGAAAAGCAAAAAAGUUGGAGCGGGAAACGGAUAUUAAUACCUUUUUUCAAAGGCGGUGAGAGGGGGAACAAUCAGCUAGGGCGGCAGAAUUCUUCAAGCCUCUUGGCACUGUGGGUUAUCUAUUAUGUAAUCAGAUCUCUACUUGCUGCUAGGUACCUAUCAUCUAGGUACUCAUGGAGAUCGCAGACGAGGUUGCAGAGGUCGCGGACCAGCCCAACUCCAUCCGCAUCCCGCUACUAUACGGCCCCUCCCCCUAGCGCAGGGAUGAGUCCGCUUGAAGAACCUAGGGUAAAAGGCUGUAUUAGUUCGGGAUGUACCUACCUAGGUAUUAGAGCGAUGUCUCGUCAUGGAAACAGGCGUCUGGGCCUAAGCAGAAGUCGGUCCGCCCCUGAAUCAUAUCGACAAGAGAAUUCGCCAGUAUCCUAUGGCGCCUCAGACGGACAAGCCAUUAGCCUGUCUAGCAAGCCAACAACAACAUCCCGCGGCCGCACCCCACGCAAGCUACCGGCUCUAUGGUACCCGACGCCAUGGUCCUCAACCCAGGCCCAUGAGACUUGGCUCUUUAUCUCCCGUCCCCCAUCGCGUAGCCUGCUAGAUAUUAGGCCGUUACCUACGGCGAGUUGUAUGACAUGUUGCUAACUCGAAACUGAGGUGCAUCUAGAGUGGCGGGCGGCUUGAUUUGAGGCGAUUCUUUGUCGGCCGCGGUUAAGGAACUGAGUGGUUAGGGGAGAAACAGCUCUCUGUUCUCCUUCUGCCAGCGCUAUCUCGAAGCUAAGUAAUUGACCUAGGACAGUGCGGUGGCAAGGUACUGAAGGAGAUGAGUCGCUUUUGAGCUUCAGUAUCUCAUUGAGUCGUCCCGAUCCCGGGCCCUAUGUGGACUGGCAAGUUGGAGUUCCAAAAUUGGUAUUUGCGGCCUAGUUCUAGGUAAGUAACCAAUUAAGUCCCUCGCAUCUUUAUUUAUGCAAC